This is a messenger RNA of Pelagomonas calceolata, 2467 nucleotides long. The record is from the annotation of a GenBank genome assembly. NCBI's taxonomy places the organism in Eukaryota, Pelagophyceae, Pelagomonadales, Pelagomonadaceae.
CUAAGUUCAGCAGGGCCUGGUCUCGGCACGCCAGGCCGCCCUGACCACCUCCGGCAGCCUCCCACUGUGGCACGGAGCACACCGGUCGCUGCCCCGACGCGUCCUUCGAUACGACCCCGACGCCAGAGUCUGUGCACUCGGGCAGGGCUUGCAAGACGCCGCUGCCCAGACGCCAUCGCCGCGACGCCUAGCCACGAUGCAGCGCCGCCCCCGCGGCGUCUCGCAAGCCUUCCGCGACGAGGAGAUCCAUGGCGAGUACGAGGAGGCGAAGGACGAAGAUGAUGACGACGACGAGCUGCCCCGCUCGACGAGUUUCAUGGCAAACAAUCUCACGCGCACCUUGCUCGCCGCCUCGGAACGGAAUCCCACCUCGUAUAUGUCGAAGGCCAUGUCGACGCAAGGCCGCGCGGCCAAGACGUUCGCCAAGGAGUUUAAUCCCGAACCCUCGAAAAAACAGUACAACAAGGCUCGGGGCCUCGGCAAGACGGCCACGGUCGUCACGACGCAACUCACAUCCAUCUUCAACGCCCUCAAGGGCAAGGAUGGCUUGGCCACGUCCCGAUUGGGCGACGCGAUCCGCGCGCUGGACCUGAAAUACGCACCACCACCCGGUUCGACCCAUCCCCAGGAAGCGGCAGCUACCUUCUUGACCGAGCUUGCUUUAGAUCCCUCGCAAGCCUUGGAUGAAGACGCCUUCAUCGGCGCUGCGGCCACGUUGAGACCCGAAGCCAUCAAAGCAGCCGCCGGCCCCCGGAACGCGAAAAGAUUGCAACGCAAGAUGCGGGCCGACCCCUUCGCGAUCAUGCGGCGGAAACAGUCGCGAGCCCAGGCCUUUGACUUCAAGAGAGAAGCCGAGACGGGCAAGGCGCUCGCGCACACACAAAGGCUCCAGGAAGAUGUUCUCGCGAAGCAUGUGAGUGAAGACUUCCUGGAACUCCCCGAGGAGAAAAAGGACGAACGUAGACUACAAAGGAAGUUACGGAGGAUGGAGAUCGACGCCAUCAAGGCCGACCGGAAAGAUCUGGAGAGGUGGAAACAGGAAGAUGCUGAGAGGAAGGAGGCGGUCCAGAAGAAAUUGGAGAUGAUCGAGAAGCUUCGUAAAAGUGGGGAGGUCAUCAGUGACAAGGAGGCUGCACAAAUGGUCGCGUCGAUCCCGCCCUUACGGCCGCGGCCGCAGGACCCGUUGCCGCUGCCUGCUAGGAAAAAGCUACAUGAGCGAACGCUGGAAGGCCACGAAGUGGCGGACAAGGCGGACCAGUCCCGCUUCGAGGCGGCCCAUCGGUCGUACUACGAGGCUUCUUCCGUGCCGGAAGCCCAGGUGCCUCGACUGACUGGUCCUGUGGACCACGUGACACGUAAUGUGGAGGCCGUGACAUUAAGAUCAUCUGGAAGCGUACCUCUGAUGGACGCCCUGGCUCUCGAAAGAGAAUCAAAAGCCACGAGGGUGAACCUCGUGAAAAGAGAAGAACUUGACCUGCGGAUGGAGCUGCCUCUACGGCAAGGGUUUGACGCCACGGCUGCGUCCAUAGACCUGCCCGCGGGCUUCGAUGCUUCAGCAUUGAAGGAGAUCCGCGUGCCGCCGCCCGGCGCGGCGUCCGGCGCGCCGCGAGGCGGGCCGAGAGAAGCUGUGGUCCAGGAGGCGCGACGAGCAGAAAGGGAGGCCAUCCGCAAGCGCAAGGCGGAAGCUCGAUUGGCUGAAAGGGUCUCCAUGGCCAUUUCGAACGUGCAGAAGCACGGGAUUGAAGAGAGAUUAGAAGAAGUGAAACACGAGGAGUUGUCCAACGCGAUCCGACUGGUAGAUCAUAUUAGGAGGGAGGAGUUCGACCGGGAGGAGAAGAUCCACCUGGAGCGGGAGCGGGCCUCCAAGGAACGGGCCGCGGAACGGCGCCGGCUGAAGGAGGAGCUCGAGCGCGACGUGGAGCUCAUCCGGAACAGUGAGAUGGAUCGGGUAUUGGCGUUGCGGUCGCAGAAGGCUCCUUUCACGAUCCACCCGGGCAUCUUCGAUUCUACCAUACCACCGGAAACGGAUGAAAGCAAGCAGAGGAGGAAGCAGGCUUCGUUGUUGAGUGAGUGGCGUUCCGCGGUAGAGGCCGAGAAAGAGCGUGUUGCGAAUAUUAGAUCGACCAAUCUCCAGAACUACUUCGACGCGCGGGCCUCGCCGUUCAUUGGCGAGCCCUCGGAGUGGAAGGCGACGGGCUCACCGGUGCGGACGGCUUCUUCCCUCGUCGACGGCACGGGCGUCUUCGUCGAGGAAAGCGCCGAGCCGGCAGAAAACGAGUUGUAUCCGACGUUUUCUCGCGCUUCUACCCGUGGCUCAUUAAAGACGCGCGGCUCCGUCGACUCGUGGACUAUUACUGAUGGUGGCGCGCGCUCCGAGACCGUGACGCCGGCCGCCUUGCCGCCGGCCAUGGUCGCCGCCGAUCGAAUAUUUAGGCCGAAGCGGCGCGUGCAGACGGUGUAUCUCUAA